This is a messenger RNA of Corticium candelabrum, 1311 nucleotides long. RefSeq lists its product as uncharacterized. The coding region runs from base 559 to 1173 and encodes 204 amino acids. The record is from RefSeq and is a predicted model, not a curated record. NCBI's taxonomy places the organism in Eukaryota, Metazoa, Porifera, Homoscleromorpha, Homosclerophorida, Plakinidae. The transcript has 5 exons.
GCAGUUCACAGUUUGAGUAGCCGUACCAAAUACAACAUUAUCUUUGUAGACUCUGCAAAGACGGAACGCUUUAAAUAUAGCAGGUAGAGGUUAAAAAGCUGAAUUUAUCUGUUUUUGCAUUCGUAUAUGCAUGUGUGAGCGUCGGAUAAAUCCUGCACGUGACCGGAAGUAUACGUCUAUUGUAAUGUCGACUACAUCCGCAAGAAGCCAGCGUAGUGCAGGGAAGCACGGAGGUGCAAGACGAGGGGCUGGUCGUCGGAAAAUACAACUAGACACAGAAUGCAAAGUAGUAAGACUGGAACGAUCUACUUACGACAGACUCCUCGCUUUGAGAGAUCGCCUACGCUUGCCCAGUUUCAACUCGCUUGCCGAAUUUCUUUUGAGGCGCGUACUCAACUGCAGGUUAGCUUGCUUGGUACUUCUGUAUCAAUUCACGAAUAACAGUCAAAGCUUACGCUUUUUCAGCUGUCAGCCAUUGUCCACUUUUCUACCGGAGCCUAAUGCGAUUGGAAAGUUCAGCCACAGCACUUCGAUCGACGCACUAUUCUCAACACCGAUAUGACUCUAUUCUUCAAUCUAGGUGACGAUUCAGCAACAUUGGAGACUAUAGCUUCCCAUUCUAGAGAACGUACAGACCAGUCUGACUGUUUGAUAGCUGCAGAUCUUCGUGAUUUAGACACAUCUGUCAGACACGUAGAAGAAAUGAUUUCUACUCCUGUACGGUCAGGCAAACUCAGUUCAAGAAGACCUCUGUUUCCAUCUACACUUAGUCCAGUAAACUCUGCAAACUCUCCAUGUCCCUCUGUGAAUUGUUCAUCAGGUUCUGAAACAGAUGAUGAGAGUAAUGAAGAUCAAGAACCUAGAAGAACGGCUGACUUGAAGACUUUACUGACUACACUAGAUGAAUCUGACCAGUCAUCUGAAGAUGAAUACCGAUAUGAAAGUGACACUGAUUGUACUUCUUCUGAUGAUGUUGAUGAGCUUGAUGCCAGUUAUCUGGAUGACAUAACCUUGUCCCCAAGCACUCACCAUGCUUCAUCACAUGACAUUGUCGAUGUCACAACCUCACCUGUCGGAAGCAAGGAAGUUCUCGAUGAUCAGUUGACUGUAAAGGACAUGAUAAGAGUGUUUGUUAGAGAGGAUGCAUGUAAAUUGCUUAUAGUGUCAUUCUGAUAUAAUAAUGAGAAUAAAGGAUGUUGUCUUUCUUCAAUAAAGAGCAUACAAAACAACCACUUGGGGUCACACCCCUUGCAUCUUGUAAUCUUAGAGUUUAUUACUACUGACCACUAGAUUUGCUUCGUUUCAGGUACA